Molecule: messenger RNA, 1454 nt
Organism: Trematosphaeria pertusa
Lineage: Eukaryota; Fungi; Ascomycota; Dothideomycetes; Pleosporales; Trematosphaeriaceae
Product: NAD(P)-binding protein
Exons: 5
Coding region: 269-1312 (347 amino acids)
Molecular function (GO): oxidoreductase activity, acting on the CH-CH group of donors, NAD or NADP as acceptor
Source: RefSeq, a predicted model, not a curated record
CGGUCACGUUCCUUGCGCUGACUCGCGACGCGUCUCGAAUUUCUGGCUCUUAGUCUAGUCUGCUUUGGUGGCGGGCUCGGUGAGCUGAGAUGCCUCGGUAUGUUUCCCGUUUCCCAUCGCUCACCCCGAACCCCACACCUUCAGGCCUGCUCGAAGCUGUACUGCGACGAGUCGUGCCAAGCUCCUUGCCCGAGACUCCGAGAGAUACCUAGGUAUUGACUAGUCUUUAUAUGUUAUUCUUCGUUCGCCCGUUACUUCGUGCGCGACAAUGCCUUCCUACACCUCCGUCCAGCUCGCCGAGCGGCCCUCGGAUCGCAUCAUCCCCGGCAAAACCUUCACAACGAAGCAGCAACCUGUUCCAGACCCAUCCAGCCUAAAACAUGGCCAAGUACUCCUCCAGACUCUGUACUUAUCCCUCGACCCAGCAAUGCGCGGCUGGCUGAAUCCCACCCGGUCCUAUGUUCCACCCGUACAAAUCGGCGAAGUGAUGCGCGGUUACGGCAUCGGCAUCGUCAAAGCAUCAAAGUCGCAAAGCUUUCCUGUGGGGUCGUACGCGAGUGGCAUGUGCGGAUGGUCCGAAUACGCAGUCCUCAACGACAAACAGCUUGAAUCUCUCCACCUACCACCGGGCGCCGUUCCCACUGACGUCCUCGGCGUACUAGGAAUGACGGGACUAACAGCGUACUUCGGCAUCCUUGAUGUCGGGCAGGUGAAGAAGGGAGAUUUUGUCGUGGUCUCGGGCGCUGCCGGCGCGACGGGUAGUGUAGUGGGGCAGAUUGCGAAGAUUAAGGGAGCGAAAGUCCUGGGACUAGCAGGUGGGGAUGAUAAGGUUCGGUGGUUGAAGCAGGAGUUGGGUUUUGAUGAGGCGUUGAAUUACAAGGACCCGGACUUCGCAAAGAAGUUCCGGGCGGCGACCAAGGGCUUGAUCGAUGUAUACUUUGAUAAUGUGGGAGGAGAAAUCCUAGACAUGGCACUCUCAAGAGCAAAGCCUCACGCCCGGUUCGUCAUGUGUGGCGCCAUUAGCGAAUAUAACAAGGGAAAACCGCAAGGUCCGAAGAACUACCUCAUGAUCAUCUCAAUGCGCAUCCGCAUGCAAGGCUUCAUCGUAAUGGACUACACCGCGCAGUACCCUGAGGCGAAGAAGCAGCUCGCACAGUGGCUGUCUGAAGGGAAGCUCAAGCGGAAAGAAACUAUAGUGAACGGCGGUCUAGCGAAGGCGGAACAGGCGCUUGUGGAUCUAUUCAACGGCGCUAAUACAGGGAAACUGCUCGUUGAAGUUGCGAAGCCGGAUGAAGUGAAGGCGAAGCUGUGAAACCUGCACUUCGGUGGGUGCUGUACGAUUAUGAAAGCGAAUAAUGACAAAUUCCGCGACCCUUGCUGCGUAUCCAGUCUAUCUCUCGUGCUGCUCAUGUGGUUCUGCUUGAAGGAUAAGUUAGACGCCCCGCACGCAAGCC